This is a messenger RNA of Rana temporaria (common frog), 1866 nucleotides long. RefSeq names its product N-acetylneuraminate synthase (gene NANS). Bases 1 to 1080 code for a protein of 359 amino acids. The transcript is spliced from 6 exons. Gene Ontology annotation, molecular function: N-acylneuraminate-9-phosphate synthase activity. Gene Ontology annotation, biological process: carbohydrate biosynthetic process. NCBI's taxonomy places the organism in Eukaryota, Metazoa, Chordata, Amphibia, Anura, Ranidae. The record is from RefSeq and is a predicted model, not a curated record.
AUGUCUCUAGAAUUCGAGCUGUGUCCCGGCCGCAAGGUUGGGGGCGACCAUCCAUGUUUUAUUAUAGCCGAGAUCGGGCAGAAUCACCAGGGAGACCUGGAGAUCGCCAAGAAAAUGAUUCGCAUGGCUAAGGAUUGUGGCGCAGACUGUGCAAAGUUCCAGAAAAGUGAACUAGAGUACAAAUUCAACAAAAAAGCCCUGGAAAGGGCAUACACUUCUCCACACUCCUGGGGAAAGACGUACGGGGAUCACAAGCGCCACCUGGAGUUCAGCCAUGAUCAGUAUCGAGAGCUACAAAAGUUUGCAAAGGAAGUAGGCAUUCAUUUCACAGCCUCUGGAAUGGAUGAGAUGGCAGUGGAGUUUCUACAUGAACUGGGGGUUCCAUUCUUCAAAGUUGCAUCAUUGGACACAAAUAAUAUGAUCUAUUUAAAAAAAAUGGCCCAGAAAGGUCGACCUAUGGUAAUUUCAAGUGGUAUGCAGUCAAUGGAUACCAUGCGCCGGGUUUAUGAACUUGUAAAACCAAUCAAUCCAAACUUCUGUAUACUCCAGUGUACUAGCGCAUAUCCCCUUCUUCCAGAGGAUGUCAAUCUACGCGUGAUACAGGGAUACCAAAAGGCCUUUCCAGAUAUCCCUAUUGGAUACUCCGGUCAUGAAACUGGUGUUGCUAUUACAGUUGCAGCUGUUGCCAUGGGUGCCAAAGUAGUUGAACGCCAUGUAACUCUAGAUAAAAACUGGAAAGGAAAUGACCACCAGGCUUCAUUAGAGCCAAGUGAACUGGCUGAGCUGGUCAGAUCUAUCCGGACUGUGGAGAAAGCCAUGGGUUCUAGUGAAAAACGGCUUUUGCCUUGUGAAAUUGUUUGUCGCGACAAGCUUGGUAAAUCUGUUGUGGCAAAGACUAAAAUUUCCGCAGGCUCCGUGAUCACUCUCAACAUGUUGACGAUAAAGGUAGCUGAGCCACAUGGCUUCCCCCCAGAGGAGAUUUUUGACCUUGAAGGCAAGACUGUUAAGCGAGAUAUAGAGGAGGAUGAAUCUGUCACAGAAGAGGCAAUUGAGAACUACAACACAAGAACUAAAUGUUAACUGAAAAGCUUGACACCCAUCAGAAUUUUAUUUUUUUCUCCUGUCACCUAUUACCUUACCAAUACAUGUUGUAUGUAUAAGUCAGUUGCACAGGUUGUUGGAUCCUUUCAGUGGCAUGCCAGAUGGUGUUGCUGUAACUAGAUCUGUUAAGUCUCAAUGGCAAGCAGUGCUGUUUGUUGUAAGGCUAUGAAAAAACUGCAUGGCAAUCACAAUGUUUUGUAAGCAAAUUUUGUCUUUGGAAACAAGCAAAUCACAAAUGUGUGGAUGAUUUUUAGUUUAUGUACAAGCAAAAAUAUUUCUAAAAAAGUUGGUUAAGCUGCUAUAAAUUUGUGCUUCCUAAACUUUUUUUAACACGUUGUUGAAAGACCAAUUGGCUUGGAUAGAUUACAACUCCAUAUAUGAUUGCAUAAAUUGAGUGUUUUCUGCAGUAUGACUUAAAACUUUAAAAUUUUGAAUCGCACCUCCGCAUCAAACCUCCUCUAAUUUUAGAGCGUUUACCGCUUUUAUUUAUAGCAUGUUAACUGUCAUGUUUUUGUAUCUGUUUGUUUAUUUCUUGCACGUUUGCAUCCCAUCAGUCUGCCAACACAACUGGCAUUUUUAUUUUGCCUUUUAACAAUGAAACGCACGGUUUGACCCAAGAACAUGUCACUAUUUAUAAAAAAAAUUCUGUGUGCUCAAUUUUUCUGCAGUUUAACUAGAAUUCAAAUUAUUAUUCUCUUAAAUUUGCUACUAGAAUCUUGCACUUUGUAAGGAUACAUUUUCAGAAUAAAUGAUUCUUUGUCAAGA